Molecule: messenger RNA, 2343 nt
Organism: Theobroma cacao (cacao)
Lineage: Eukaryota; Viridiplantae; Streptophyta; Magnoliopsida; Malvales; Malvaceae
Product: RNA-binding (RRM/RBD/RNP motifs) family protein
Biological process (GO): mRNA splicing, via spliceosome
Cellular component (GO): U12-type spliceosomal complex
Molecular function (GO): U12 snRNA binding; pre-mRNA intronic binding; protein binding
Source: RefSeq, a predicted model, not a curated record
CGAGAACAAAAUUUCUUCAGGGAAAGAAUUGUCUAGCAGCAGCAGGAGGAAGCAGAGCAAAUCAAUACCCAAAACUCAAAGGAAAGGAAAUAAAUUGCUGUGAAUGCUUUAAUGGCUGCUGUUCCAUCCUCACAGCCUUUUAGCAAUCCCCAAAUGCAGCAUUUUGGUUACCAAGGUGUAGAAGGAACAACAUCAAACCCUCAUGAAUUGGAAUCUGUAACAACCCUUUUGAUUCGGCAUCUUCCUGAGGCUAUUCCUCAUGACACCCUUUUGCGGCUUUUCUCUCACUAUGGUGCAUCCUCUGUUCGUCCUUGCUCUAGUGGAAAGUUGAGAAACUGUGCAUUUGUGGAUUUCAAAAAUGAAGCAUUGGCUUCUCAAGCUCAGCGUCAGUUAAAUGGCCUGAGGUUUCUUGGUAAAGUCUUAUCAGUGGAGAGAGCUAGUAAGACAACUGAGGAUAAUAAACCUCAGCAAACCGGAGUUCAGCCUGGAAAGGAUUUUCCACAAUCUGCAUCAAUGGUGAAAGAUGCUAGCUUGGCUAGAGACCUGAAUCAAGGUUCAAGAUUAAGAUCAGUACCUACUAGUGAACCAAUUGCUCCUAGACUUGGAGUAGACUAUCCAUUUCCUCCUCACCUUGAAUAUGCAUACCCUCCACCAGAUGGAAAUAUUUUGACCAAUAUCGUUAAUGCUCUUAUUGCUGUUCCUCGCUUCUAUACACAGGUGUUGCACCUAAUGAAUAAAAUGAAUAUUCCAGCUCCAUUUCGUAUGGCUUUGCCCACACCGCCUCUGCCACCUUCAGUACCUGCGCCACAGCCACCGCCCCCACCCCCACUUCCUGCUUCCACACCUACAGAGCCUCAUUUUGCAGAUGCAUCUUCUAGUGAAUCAGAAAUGGAGUCUUCGGAUGAGGAGGUCAAUGACAAGGGUACGGCAAAAUCUGCACGUAAGCGUGCCAGGCGGGAAGCUAUUGUAGGCCCUGCAAUUGAUAAAAGUGUGGCUCAUGAGGCUGUUGGAGUGAAACCUGCCACCUUGAUCCCAAAAGAAAUCCCAUUCAUAAAAAAGAAGAACCCUGUAUUACAGAUCAAAAUUGCUCCUAAACACAUUCCUAAUGAACAGAAAGAUGAUGAUGAUGACUACAAACGGAUUUCGGAGGAACCUAAUGAGGAGGAUUCAGAUGCUAAAUGCUUUGCUACUGCAGAUGAGUUGGAAAAGGGAAAGUUGCCUCCAGAAGAAAUAUUAUCACUUCCAAUGUUUAAGAACUAUGCAGCUGGGAAUCCUGCUUCUGUGUUGUAUAUAAAGAACUUGGCAAAGGAUGUUGUUCCUGAAGAUUUCUACUUCAUCUUCGGAUCAUUAUUUGGAAGCAUUGAUGCAGCGAAAUCCGGUCUUAAUGUGAAGCUAAUGCAGGAGGGAAGGAUGAGGGGCCAAGCUUUUGUGACAUUUCCAGCAGUUGAACUUGCCCACCAUGCUUUGAACCUUGUUAAUGGGUAUGUGUUCAAAGGCAAACCAAUAAUCAUCCAGUUUGGUCGAAAUCCUGCCACUGCGAAAACAAAUUAAAUUGAUACAUGGUGACAGGAGGAAGCUCCUUAUAUCUACUGCAUGAUUACGACAUUGGUGAUUAUGCCUUCUUAUAUUGUUAAGCAAGGUGGUCUACCUCCAUAUCCCAAAGCAGCAGUGGGUACAAAUGUGUGCAAGAGUUUAUGAAAUGAUUUUUACGCCACUACAUUUUAAUGGCAUAUCUUCAGUGAUAAUGGAGAAUAGAGCACAACAUGGUCUUGCUACUUACUCCUAGAGGGUUUAAAGGUGCAGAAUCUCUGUGUAAGGCGUUUAUCCUUCAUCAUUAGAAGCACUAAUGUUGGUCUGGCUGUUGAAUUGCCCUUACAAUUAUCUAUCGUCCAUCAUGAAUCUAGGUACAAGCAUGGUGGUGAUUGAUCAAGGAGAAUGAUGCAAAACAGCUUACCUUUAGGCUUGUUGCUCCUGAUUGCUUUGAGUUAUGAAGUCUCAAUGCUCCAUCGUAGUUCUCCCAUUUUUCCAUUUUGGUGCUUUGGGGGGCUAAACCGUCCCGAGCAAAAACAAGACGGUAGUUUUCCCAUUCUGAUAAAUAUUGUUUCCUAUAUCAAAUUUAUUAUUUGGAAGAAAUGAAAAGACAACGGAAAAGGAAGGCAUUUUACACUUUUUUGGCAGUAAAGAGAAAAACAAAAGCUUUAGCCUGACUCUUGAGGUUGUACUCAUAUUUAUUGUUAUAAACAAUGGCUGGAAAUUUCACCUUGUUGGAAUUUCCUGUUGUUAUGCGUGGUAAAUUUAUUAGACUCUCAGCGGUCCAAAAUGCAAGUGAAUCCUUUCAAUCCA